CUGGUGGUAUGUUGAACCGCCGGAUGAGUGAGUAUCUUCCGCAAAUCCUUGUCACGUAGUUAGCAGAUCAACAUCUGAUUCUCAUGUCAUCAAAGUCUAUGUCUAUGAUUUCGGUCUCCGCCGUCCUCAGCUGCUUGAUGUGAACAUCGCAUUCAUCGGAUCAUGGUUGAUUAUGCGAGUCGCAUGUGACCCCGCACCGUUGAUAUAAUCUUUCAUGUGGUUGUUGUCUGGAGCAAACUGAGAUUUCAUCAGUGAAUACCGUUACUUUGUUCGCCGCCCGCAAGAGGCAACUUCGGCUGUAGAGAAGCCUCGUAGCAGACAUCGUUGAUGGAACGAAAAGAAAACGUCGAACGACAAAGAAGCACGAGAGUAAUUCAACAGCUCUGAGAGAUGGUCUGUCGUUCUUAUUUUUGAUCAUAAAAACGGCACAAAACCUGAAAAUAUGAGUAACUCGUAACCUCGUCAUCGUCUUCGUCAUGCUCGUCGGAAGACAAGAAUCAAUUUAGUGAGUGUUGAGAGUGAGAGGUGGAGCAAGCCGUGGCUUGCUUGGUUAACUAGCGAUAUGAAUAUUUCCAGGUUCGUUUCCCUACUUGAAGUUGAUGACAAUACAUUUUUCUUUCCACCAAAAUUUAUCACUCGUGUAUCCACGCCGAACAAAUCACUGUCACUCAUCCACCUUAGUCGAGUAAUAUUCCUUUCGAUUCAUCACUGUCGGGAGCGAUUCCUUGACUUUCUAUUUGUUGACUAACAUCAGUAUCCAGUACAACAACUACAACUACCACUACGACAACAGACAUCUCUUGUCUUUUCAAGUGAUUCUUAACGCACAAGCGCAUCAACAACGACACUCCGGAGAAACUUCCGUACAAGUACUACAACAACGAACGACAUCGUGCAAAUCGAGUACAGUCGAGCAGAAUCACCGAGAAAGCUACUCAUUCGUACAACUGACAGCUGUGCGAAUGUUCACUGAAGCAUCGACAAUGCAAGCUCAUUCCAGUCAAGUCAACAUCAGCGUGUCUUCCGGUGACAGUAUGGGCUACAGCGUCGCUUCCUACCACGAUCGCAUGAUGGAUGCUGACCCGUCCAGUACGGCUCGCCGACGCGCCGCGGUCGCUGCGGUGACGGGCCGGGGAGUCAGCACGCCUGAGCAGCUGCUGCAUGACCGGAAACUCAAGGCUGCGCUGAAGGAAACCGCUAAAUCUGUCUGCGAGGUGCUCGAGGAUGGGUUUUUGGACGUGACGUUCAAGCGCAACGUCCAGGCCUUGUACAUCACUGCAGUCCUUGGUGGUCUUUUCUUGGCUACGUAUGUGGCGGAAGGUUACGCGAGUGUGCUGAUGACGAUUGCCAACUUGCUUCAGGCGUGUGGUUUACUCUCGAUCUGGGCCGCGGUGCAUUCGCAGCAGGGAGCAGGCGGAUUCUCGCUGCGCAUGAUCUUUCUCCAGGCGAUCGCUCUGAUGGCGCGUCUAUCCAGCAAUUGCUACCUGAAGGGCUAUUUGCCGGUCGACGACAGCGGCGAAUACAUCUACAAUAGUAUCAGCUGGACCGCACUCACAGCCUGCUUGGGCAUCUUGUUUCAAGUGGCGCGUUAUGAGCAUCCAGCUCUGCGAGCAGCGGUCGACCGUGUUGCGGCUGCCUAUGCGCAUCGCUCUGGAGUUUCCGCAGGUGACAAGAUCGGGCACGUCCUUAUAGCAGUGAAAGAGGUUGGAGUAGUCAUCGCGGAGCUGCUCUGCCAAGACGCUCGUAGUGCAGCUCGCGGCGCGACUCAGCACAAAAACCGAGUUGCCAAGAGCAGCAACGGGUCUACACCAUCCUUUGCGCAGAACCAUCACUAUGACACAGAAGCAGGCUUCCAGGACCCGGAGUUCAACAGAUCUGCGACCCAAGAGCAGCAACAAAACUACCAGAUGAGGGCAACUAUUGCAGCACCGUCAGCGACCCCCUCGUCAUCUGUCGUUCACCGCGCAUCUAACCUCAACGGUGGCUGGAAAUCCUACGAGUGGGAUCUCGACUCGCUGCCAGUCUGGAAGAUCAUUCUGCCGUGCCUGGUUCUGGCCUACGCCUUUCACAGUGACUUGAACAACUACGCGCCGUUGGACAUCGUAUGGAUGUUCGGUACCUAUCUGGAAGGCGCCGCAGUGUUGCCGCAGCUCUCUCUCAUCCAGAAGAAGCAGCGCGUGAACGCUCUCGCUGCGCACUACAUCGCGCUUCUCGCUAUCGGACGCGCACUCCUUGUCUACUUCUGGUACUGGCAAUUUUUAGCAUCAUCUUAACAACGAUGAAAUGCAUUAAAUGGUGCAAAGAUUUUGCCGACGAGUCAUCAUUUGAACUACAAGAUAUUCCGUCCUUUGUCUAUCCACUCAAUCGAAUGUUGAUAGAUCCACGUAGUGGUCCUCGUCUACCGUAUUGAAAUCAAUACAACUUCUACCUCCAUCGAUCAAGGUACCGCGCCUACGAGGAACUCGGUGAGAUGGACGAGUCCUUCAACGUGAGCGGAACCAUUCUCGUUUUCGCGCACGCAGCUCAGUUUGUCAUGGUUGCUGACUUCAUGUACCUCUACCUGAAGGCAGUCGUGCAGGGCAACAUUAUGAACCGCGAGUUUCAGCUGUUGUGGAAACAGGAAGACGUCCCGGUCUAAUUAUUCGGCAGAAGUAGAAGCUUGAUAGAUAAAGAUCGAGGAUGAACAACUGGUGAGCACGACAAUUAUAGUUAUACAUAGAAAUUCUUGUGUUUUGCUUCUGAUGAUGAUCAUGAAAAAUGAAAGCAAAUCGACUAUAAAAUGACAAAAAUAAACAACACGGAGAAAAAAGAGAACUGAACGACAAUUUUUGUACAGCAUUGCACCCGUUGUAGAACUAGAAAUUACUGCUUUUUCCAAGAAUUGUAAGUCUUCUACAUGAUGUUCAAACUAUCAUCUCUUCCGUAAUACUCUUACAACAUCCACCACGCACAUCAACAUUUAACACUCUUGCGAACGUAUCUUGAUCUUGAACAUCCAUCUACAGUUUUAUCUUGUUAGCUCAUUCUCCUUGUGGGGUGAGCCAUUGAUAUACCAUUACACAGUGCUGUCAUAGCUUCAAGUAGACGCAAACCAAAAAAAAAACGCACGCAAAGAACAAGCUCCCAUACGCCUGAGCAGUACCUGACUCCCGACGCUAGACCUAAGUGUGACUCAUAAUGUAAUGAAUGUACCCCCGUCUCUUCUAACUAUAAUUCAACCCAACAUGACUACAUUUGUCAUACUUACUACAAUGUCUAAUUCAGAACUUUUAUUUAUAAUCAGCUAAUACAACAAAAAAUGAACUACAGAGAACUAAAUCUAUUUCUGCAGCAACCUAAUUAGAGCAACAUCUGAUAGAUAUUAGAACUUAGAUUUCUUCAACAGAAUUAUACCCGCUCCCUUUUAACAACAAACUUGACUUCCCCUGUCAUAUUAAGAUGCUAAUGCCAAAAACGCCUUUAUGAAGGAAAAACUCCUUGUAAUAAUGCACAGAUGAAUAAUAAUUAGAAAACUUUCUUCUCAUAUUUCCAUCAUAAUUUUCAGCAGUAUUACGUACUAAUGUUGUUGGACGAUGAAUUGUGAUGGAUCGUGCUAACUAGGUCCGGAAGCAUAAUGAACAUCCACACCUGUCAUAAGCUUAGAUGAAGAGAUCAAACGUAGCACCGCGCGGUAAGCACCCACGAAGACGGUGCGACGUCUUCUAGUUCUGCAACACGCAGCUUCACAUCGUAUCACAAGAAUUGUAUCUAUUUGAUGCCGCUUCUUUUCGUUGUAAAAGCCAUGAUGCUUGUGCACGUAGAGGCGGUCAUCUCCGUGAUGAUAAAAGUGGUUAUUAGCAGCAGCGUGUUUUUCUAAGAUGAAGAAGACGCACAUUUCCGCGAUCUCGAUCAUAUUACAUCGCACCCCAGAUGUUGCCUAACAAACUCGUUCUCCCAAACCCUGAAAGCGAAAAGGUGUGCUAGCUGUCACAGACAAAUCUAAACCAAGUAAAUCUCUUCGUCUGAUGUGAAGCCUCAGUUGUAGCCUCAAAUCAAGAUGAGACGAAUCUUACCUAAGGAUGCUCUCACCUAGUUGCUUCAAUUCAUCCUGCUUCUUGUGGUUGUGCCCAUCGAUCACUCGGGGGUCAGAUCGCUCAGAAGUGGAAGAAAUUUGCGACAAGGAGAAGAUCCGUAAUAAAUUACAACCCCCAUGGAAACACCAAUAUUAAAUGCACUUUCUGAAGAUGGAACAGGAAGACGCACCCACUCUCUUGUAAGACCCCCGUACAAAUUCCUUCAAAAUGAACACACCUCCGUAAAUGACGUUUCUCAUGCAAUAUGACAUGCAUAAUAAAAUCGAAAAAGCACAAGUUGCUGUCCUUUUGUCGCAGAGGCCACGUCGAAC
Messenger RNA from Amoebophrya sp. A25, 4384 nucleotides. The record is from the annotation of a GenBank genome assembly. NCBI's taxonomy places the organism in Eukaryota, Dinophyceae, Syndiniales, Amoebophryaceae.